This is a messenger RNA of Larimichthys crocea (large yellow croaker), 4176 nucleotides long. RefSeq names its product moesin a (gene msna). NCBI's taxonomy places the organism in Eukaryota, Metazoa, Chordata, Actinopteri, Sciaenidae. The record is from RefSeq and is a predicted model, not a curated record. Bases 310 to 2049 code for a protein of 579 amino acids. Gene Ontology annotation, cellular component: cytoskeleton. Gene Ontology annotation, molecular function: actin binding. The transcript has 13 exons.
UUUUUUUUUUUUUAAAGCAGUCAGGGGCCGGGGUACCGUUAGCAGGAAAUCAAGCUCCAGUCCCGUUUUAAAGGCGAAACAAAGAAAAACAAAAAAACACUCUCUGCGUGGGUGCAAAUAGUUUUUAUCGAGCUCGAGCUGAAGAAAAGUACCGGUAGCUUCUUCCUCGGGGAGACGGUUAGAGGCGUUUGAACUGGCGCCGUUGUUCUGAUGGGAAAAAGUUUUCUUCUGCUUCUCGCUAACUGGUUUGAUUUAAUAACUUUUUUUCAAUAUAUAUAAAACCUGAACCGGACGUAAAAGAAAGCAAAGAUGCCGAAGACGAUUAGUGUAAGAGUCACCACCAUGGAUGCCGAACUGGAGUUCGCCAUUCAGCCAAAUACAACAGGAAAACAACUCUUUGACCAGGUCGUAAAGACCAUUGGGCUGCGAGAGGUUUGGUACUUUGGACUUCAGUACCAGGAUACAAAGGGUUUCUCCACAUGGCUCAAGCUCAAUAAGAAGGUGACAGCCCAGGAUGUGAGGAAGGAAAGCCCGCUGCUGUUUAAGUUCCGUGCCAAAUUCUUCCCUGAGGAUGUGUCGGAGGAGUUAAUCCAGGAUGCCACACAGCGGCUGUUCUUUCUGCAGGUGAAGGAGGGAAUCUUAAAUGACGACAUCUACUGCCCUCCAGAGACAGCAGUCCUCCUGGCCUCCUACGCAGUGCAGGCCAAGUACGCCGACUACAACAAGGAAGUCCACACACCGGGCUAUCUGUCCAGUGAACAGCUGCUCCCUCAGAGAGUUCUGGACCAGCACAAACUCAACAAGGAUCAGUGGGAGGAGAGGAUUCAAGUGUGGCACGAAGAACACAAGAGCAUGAUUAGAGAGGAAUCCAUGAUGGAGUACCUGAAGAUCGCUCAAGAUCUCGAGAUGUACGGAGUCAACUACUUCAACAUCAAGAAUAAGAAAGGCACAGAACUGUGGUUGGGAGUGGACGCUUUGGGGCUCAAUAUUUACGAACAGAAUGACAAAAUGACACCCAAAAUUGGAUUUCCUUGGAGUGAAAUCAGGAACAUUUCCUUCAAUGACAAGAAGUUUGUCAUUAAACCAAUCGACAAGAAAGCACCUGACUUUGUGUUCUAUGCUCCAAGACUGCGCAUCAACAAGCGCAUUCUGGCUCUGUGCAUGGGCAACCAUGAGCUGUACAUGCGCCGCCGCAAACCCGACACCAUCGAAGUGCAGCAGAUGAAGGCUCAGGCUCGGGAGGAGAAGAACCACAAGAAGAUGGAGAGAGCUCUGCUGGAAAAUGAAAAGAGGAAGCGAGAACUUGCAGAAAAGGAAAAGGAAAAGAUUGAACGGGAAAAGGAGGAAUUGAUGGAGAGAUUAAAGCAGAUUGAGGAGCAGACGAAAAAAGCACAACAAGAGCUGGAGGAACAAACACAGCGAGCUAUGGAUUUGGAGCAGGAGAGGAAGAGAGCUCAGGAGGAGGCUGAACGCCUGGAGAGCGACCUGAAGAGUGCCGAGGACGCCAAGAUGACACUGCUGCAACAGUCAGAGAACCAGAUGAAGAACCAAGAACACCUGGCCACGGAGCUGGCUGAGCUGACUUCGAAGAUUUCCUUGCUGGAGGACGCCAAGAAGAAGAAGGAAGACGAGGCGGUUGAGUGGCAACAGAAGGCUACCACGGUGCAGGAGGAUCUGGAGAAGACCAAAGAAGAGCUCAAAAACAAAGUGAUGUCGGCUCACGUUCAGGCACCACUCGACGCAGAGAACGAGCACGACGAGAACGACGAGAGCAGUGCCGAGGCCAGCGCCGAGUUCACGGCUGCCGCCACGUACAAGGACCGCAGUGAAGAGGAGCGCAUGACCGAGGCUGAGAAGAACGAACGCUUGCAGAAACAUCUACUCGCUUUGAGCUCAGAGUUGGCCAUUGCUCGGGACGAGACCAAGAAGACGGUGAACGACAUGAUCCACGCAGAGAAUAUGAAAGCAGGACGAGACAAGUACAAGACCCUCCGACAGAUCCGGUCAGGAAACACCAAACAGCGCAUCGAUGAGUUCGAAUGCAUGUGAUCUUUGCAUUUCAGCAAUGCGAACGCCCACACAGCUGGGCCACUCUGCCUGAACUGCAGUCCUGCCUCACUCAAGCUGUUUUUUUCUGUAUCCAAAUAAAUCAGAUCCACAACAUGACGUGGUCGCACAAGCACAGCACAAUGUACAAAUUUGGAUCUGGAAAAUAUUUGUUAGCAUUCCUAACUUUGAUUUAGGCGAGUCACUGGUUGAAAAAGGGACAUACUGUAUUUUAUUAGUUCAUUCCACUCAUGGGGUUUAUGUAGCAUAUUAGUAAUGGGCUCACGCCUCAUUUCAUGACACAUUGAGUAAGCAUUUUUAAUUGUUAAAUGUUUGUCACAUUCUUUGAUCAUGAUCUCAAAAUAAAAGGCGUGGAGACCAAUUCAAAUUUGCCUGUAGACACAUUUCUGCAACAGUUUUUCACAGCAAGCUGUAUUUUUUUCAGACAGUAAUAUUUCUUCAAUCUGUCGACUGUAGGUUUAAAACCAAAUGCACUGUAAUCUAAACAAGCAAAUACACAAAAUAUGACCCUGAAGUGUCUGUGGAGCAUUAAAAGAGCAGUAUUAUUUUGUAAAUUUACUUUGCAUUUGACUGUAACUGUUACAAAUCAUACAGUAUUCACACCCAACAUUAUAUUUUUGAACACCUUCACAUCAGUUUGUAAGUAGUUUGCUGUAAUAGAAACUGAAACAAAUGACUUUCCUUUUACAUCUACAUAGAAAAAUCCUGAAUCGUAGACUAAAUGAACUUAAUAUGACAAAAAUCCUAAAAUACAAAAAGGAAAGUCUGGUGUCUGGAAACCAUUUUAAUAACUAGCUAGAUGUUUUUUUUAGCUUAAUACACUGAAGUGAAGUUGCAAAAAAAUCAAGUGAAAAUAAUAUAUAGGCUGUCUUUAUAUCUAAACAGCACAUCUGUAGAAACUCUCAAGUUGUAAAUCAAAUUUUAAAAAAAACAACUGAUAGGAAGUUGAUUUUACUCUUAAUUCUCAUCAGUGAGGAAGUUUGAUAAUCAACAAUUUUUAUUUUGCAUUUAUAUAACCAGUAAAGCAACACAAAACAUACACUGUAAUAGUCAUCUGUAAAGCUAAAAGUUGUAGUUUGUCGUGUUUUCUUCUCAGAAGCAAACUUCCACAAAAUCUUCACAGAAUUUGAUGCAUGAAAUAAAAUGAUUUCAUUAAACAUGCACUGGAGGACCAUAUCUUACAUUUGCAUAAACAAAUCAAAAACAGACUUCAACCAUUUCCAAUGCAUGCAUUUUUUAAAUAUACUGUAUGUAUUUAACUACAUUUGUGUAUUUUGUAAUUUGGAUUUUUCCAGAUGUGAUAAAAUCGUGCGAGGUGAACGAUAGACACCGCUUAGGAUAUUUUUGUAUUGUAAAAUCUCGAAGUACUUGUCAAAGAUAACAGCAUUUUUGUUGUAAACUAAAUCGACGCUGUGAUAGAAGGCUGAUGGAACAAGCAACACCCCGAAGCCUGUGACAGGACCAAUGAAAAGCUACAGGAUAUUAUGAUCAUGUUAUAUCUCUAAAAAAAAAAAAAAAAUCAGGCAACAUACCAUGAAAGGACGUUUUAAACCAAAACAUUUUGUGCCGUUAUUCCAGUUGACAUUCUCCACUCAAGACGUGCGAAGGGUUUUGCUUGUUCUUAGAUACUUAGAAAUUAGUGUUUGAAAGAUUUAUUUACACUAUGAAUGUAUUUUAGUGAUAAAUAUUUCUUUUUAUUUUCUCUUGUUGAAUGAAUAUUUGUCAUUUGUACCAAGAUGCAUUUUUGAUAUACAGUAUUCUUCACCCAUUGCUGCGCAUAGUUCUUGUAUCUGCCAUGAAACAUAAAAACAGAAAAAAUGUAGUUGUUGCUAUUUUGGAUACCUUCCCAUGCCUUUGACAAUAACUUUUUUAAUGCUACACUGUAUGUUCUACCAGAAAGCACCAUGUAUUGACAGAAUCAAGUGUAAUUUGGACUCAAGUCAUCAUGUGUGAAAGAAAUUUAUUAAAAGAUGCUACUCAAUAUUUAGUCUUGAAAUAAUUAAUAUUGUAAAUUGACAGACAGACAGACAGACAGUGCCUUGGCCGUCAUCAUAUCUUGCUGCUUCGAGUCUUCCUUUCACCAAUGAAUAAAAAUCAAAUUACAAAAUU